AUGGCGGCAUUUGGCGGCCAGACGCCUACGAUUAUCGUGUUGAAAGAAGGAACCGACCAAUCUCAAGGCAAAGGACAAGUCAUCUCCAACAUCAACGCCUGCCUCGCCGUCCAAGACACGAUCAAAGCGACCCUAGGACCCUACGGUGGCGAUUUACUUCUCGUCGACGCCGGCGGCAAACAGACCAUCACCAACGAUGGCGCAACGGUGAUGAAACUGUUGGAUGUCGUUCACCCCGCAGCCCGGAUCUUGGUCGACAUUGCGCGGUCGCAGGAUGCAGAGGUCGGAGACGGGACGACGUCGGUGGUCGUGCUGGCGGGCGAAAUCCUCAAGGAAGUCAAAGAGUUGGUCGAACAGGGUGUCAGCACACAGACGAUCAUUAAAGGUCUGCGGAGGGCUUCGGAAAUGGCCAUCAACAAAAUCAAGGAGAUUGCCGUCUCAACGCACGAGGCGAACAAGAGGGAAACGCUGCGCAAGUUGGCGGCUACUGCCAUGAGCAGUAAAUUGAUUCAUCGGAAUGCCGACUUUUUUACAAAGAUGGUCGUCGACGCCGUCCUCUCUCUCGACCAAGACGAUCUGAACGAAAACUUGAUUGGAAUCAAGAAAAUCACGGGCGGAGCGUUGGAAGAUUCCCUAUUCGUCGAUGGGGUGGCAUUCAAAAAGACGUUUUCGUACGCCGGGUUCGAGCAACAACCGAAAUCGUUCAAGAACCCAAAGAUCGUGUGUCUGAACGUCGAACUGGAGCUCAAGGCCGAAAAGGACAACGCCGAGGUACGCGUGGAGCAGGUUUCGGAAUACCAAGCGAUUGUCGAUGCCGAAUGGCAAAUCAUCUACGACAAGAUGGAGGCGCUAUACAAGACGGGAGCAAAAGUCGUCUUGAGUCGUUUGCCCAUUGGCGACCUGGCGACGCAGUACUUUGCCGACCGGGACAUUUUCUGUGCGGGGCGAGUGGCCGCAGGAGAUAUGGAACGCGUGUGCAAGGCCACGGGGGCCACGAUCCAGAGCACCUGCACCGACAUCCAGCCGUCGCAUCUUGGCACUUGUGGACUGUUCGAGGAGCGCCAGAUCGGCGGAGAGCGCUACAACUUGUUCAGCAACUGUCCCGAGGCUAAGACGUGUACGUUGAUCUUGCGCGGCGGCGCCGAACAGUUCAUCGCCGAGGUCGAGCGCAGUCUGCACGACGCCAUCAUGAUUGUCAAGCGCGCCCUGCGCAACCACACCAUUGUUGCUGGCGGUGGUGCUACUGAGAUGGAAGUGUCCGGAUACUUGCACCGGUAUGCCGACAAGAACGUGCCGCACAAGCAACAGGCCGUGGUGAAGGCGUUUGCUAAAGCCUUGGAAAUUAUUCCUCGUCAACUAUGCGACAAUGCAGGCUUUGAUGCUACGGAUAUCCUGAACAGACUCCGCGUCGAGCAUCGCAAAGGUCAUGUCUGGGCCGGCGUCGAUUUCGACCAUGAAGGCGUCCGUAACAAUAUGGACGCCUUUGUCUGGGAACCUGCGCUCGUCAAAGUCAAUGCCAUUUCCGCUGCUGUCGAGGCCGCUUGUCUGAUUCUUUCCGUCGAUGAAACCAUCAAGAAUGAAGAGAGCGCGCCGCCGCAAGCGCCCCAGAGAGGUCUGCCUCCUGGCGCGGCUCAGCGUGCCCUCAGGGGACGAGGGAGGGGUAUGCCGAGACGGUAG
This is a messenger RNA of Exophiala dermatitidis NIH/UT8656, 1677 nucleotides long. RefSeq names its product T-complex protein 1 subunit eta. The transcript is spliced from 3 exons. The coding region runs from base 1 to 1677 and encodes 558 amino acids. The record is from RefSeq and is a predicted model, not a curated record. NCBI's taxonomy places the organism in Eukaryota, Fungi, Ascomycota, Eurotiomycetes, Chaetothyriales, Herpotrichiellaceae. Gene Ontology annotation, molecular function: ATP hydrolysis activity; ATP-dependent protein folding chaperone; ATP binding. Gene Ontology annotation, biological process: protein folding. Gene Ontology annotation, cellular component: chaperonin-containing T-complex.